Molecule: messenger RNA, 3956 nt
Organism: Cygnus atratus (black swan)
Lineage: Eukaryota; Metazoa; Chordata; Aves; Anseriformes; Anatidae
Product: signal recognition particle 54 kDa protein
Exons: 17
Coding region: 188-1921 (577 amino acids)
Biological process (GO): SRP-dependent cotranslational protein targeting to membrane, translocation; SRP-dependent cotranslational protein targeting to membrane
Cellular component (GO): signal recognition particle, endoplasmic reticulum targeting; cytosol
Molecular function (GO): GTP binding; GTPase activity; ATP hydrolysis activity
Source: RefSeq, a predicted model, not a curated record
ACGCGGCGCCUGGCGGGUGCCCCGGCGGCGGAAGCGCGCCGGGGGUGAGGGCGAGUGGUGACGUUUCGCCGGUCGGCGGGGAGCGCCCGCCGCUGCCGGAGCGCGGAGCCUGCGCAGCGCCGUCAGGCCCGGCCCGGCCCGGCCCGGCCCGAUUCUUCUCUUUGAAGUUCUACCUGAAGCCGCCAAAAUGGUUCUAGCAGAUCUCGGAAGAAAAAUAACCUCAGCAUUGCGCUCACUGAGCAAUGCUACGAUCAUCAAUGAAGAGGUUUUAAAUGCUAUGUUAAAAGAAGUAUGUACAGCACUACUGGAAGCUGAUGUUAAUAUUAAACUUGUGAAGCAACUAAGAGAAAAUGUCAAGUCUGCAAUUGAUCUUGAAGAGAUGGCAUCUGGCCUUAACAAAAGGAAAAUGAUUCAGCACGCUGUCUUUAAGGAACUUGUUAAACUUGUAGAUCCUGGAGUCAAAGCAUGGACACCUACCAAAGGAAAACAGAACAUUAUCAUGUUUGUUGGCUUGCAAGGAAGCGGUAAAACAACAACCUGUUCAAAGUUAGCAUACUUCUACCAGAGGAAAGGUUGGAAGACGUGUUUAAUAUGUGCAGACACAUACAGAGCAGGCGCUUUUGACCAGUUAAAGCAGAAUGCCACAAAAGCAAGAAUUCCCUUUUAUGGGAGUUACACAGAAAUGGAUCCUGUAAUUAUUGCCUCAGAAGGAGUUGAGAAAUUUAAGAAUGAAAACUUUGAAAUAAUCAUCGUUGAUACCAGUGGACGUCACAAACAGGAAGACUCCUUGUUUGAAGAGAUGUUACAAGUUGCUAAUGCCAUUCAACCGGAUAACAUUGUUUAUGUGAUGGAUGCUUCCAUUGGCCAAGCUUGUGAAGCUCAAGCUAAAGCUUUCAAAGACAAAGUAGAUGUAGCUUCUGUUAUUGUUACUAAGCUUGAUGGACAUGCGAAAGGAGGCGGCGCUCUUAGUGCAGUUGCUGCUACAAAGAGUCCUAUUAUUUUUAUUGGAACUGGUGAACAUAUAGACGACUUUGAACCGUUCAAAACGCAGCCUUUCAUCAGCAAACUUCUUGGUAUGGGUGAUAUUGAAGGAUUGAUAGAUAAAGUAAAUGAGUUAAAGCUGGAUGAUAACGAAGCACUCAUAGAAAAGCUCAAACAUGGUCAGUUUACAUUAAGAGAUAUGUAUGAACAAUUCCAAAACAUCAUGAAAAUGGGACCAUUCAGUCAGAUCUUGGGUAUGAUCCCUGGUUUUGGAACUGACUUCAUGAGUAAAGGCAAUGAACAAGAAUCAAUGGCAAGGCUAAAGAAAUUGAUGACUAUAAUGGACAGUAUGAAUGACCAAGAACUUGACAGUACAGAUGGUGCCAAAGUAUUCAGUAAGCAGCCAGGAAGAAUCCAAAGAGUAGCAAGAGGUUCAGGUGUUUCUACCAGAGAUGUCCAGGAGCUUUUGACCCAAUACACUAAAUUUGCACAGAUGGUGAAAAAGAUGGGAGGUAUCAAAGGGCUCUUCAAAGGCGGUGAUAUGUCAAAGAAUGUAAACCCAUCUCAGCUGGCCAAGCUGAACCAACAGAUGGCAAAGAUGAUGGAUCCAAGAGUCCUUCAUCAUAUGGUGUGUGACUUCCUUGGGGAAAAGAUUGCAUCUGUUUUGGGGAUAAGCACACCAAAAUACCAAUAUGCUAUUGAUGAGUAUUACAGAAUGAAGAAAGAGGAGGAAGAGGAGGAACAAGAAAACAAGUUAUCAGAAGAAGCAGAAAGACAGCAUCAGGAGCAGCAGAACAAGGCACAAGCUGAAGCUCCUGUCCAGACAGACCAGCCUGAAUCAACAACAUGUACUUCAUUUGUGAAUUUAAACUUUGAAAAUGAGGGAGAUUGCCACUCUGUUGUGGAAAAUAAACAAGAUGUAGUCCCUGUCCCUACCUAAGUAUAAAGCUCUGUAUAAUGUAGGAAAUAGGAAGUGUCAGGUGUCACGAUCUGGCUAUAAGGAGGAAAAAUAGGAUUAUACUUAUUCAGUGUAAUACAACUUACAGCAUUCUUAUUGAUCAGGAGAGAGCUAGGUGAUGUCUCUUCAGUCUGUCUGCCUAAUAAAGGCUGAGGCAUUCUGCCAAAUUGGCACCUCAGUUAAAAUGAAAAUUGCACUACAAACAUUUGGUCUAAAAUUGAAUUUCUGUGUAAAGCAAGUAAAAAUGUCUUUCCUUUAAAUUGCUGUCUGGCACAGUGGAUUGCAGAUGCAGUGCUGUUCCUCCUUGUGAACACCUAUUUCUGAUCUGCACGUUUGCGACUUGGCUCUCUAUGAAUAGAUUAAUAGGAAUCAAUGUCCUGUAACUCACAAGUCAUUAUAAUCACUUCUGAAUUCCCCUAUUUAUUGUCACUAUUGUGUGCAUGUAUCUUUUUCUGUUACUAACACAAGAGAGGUUAGAUUUAACGUUAAUUAGAUUUAAGGGCCUAAUGGAACAUUUUCCUUUUCUUUUUUUAACUCUAAAGGAGGCUGUAAACACCCUUAAGUAUUUAUGAACUAGUACAAGCACUCUUGGGGGCUAAAAGUGCUCAGCUGUGCUGUAUAGUGCUGUAGCAAAGUACAGAAUAAGCAUCAGUGUAAGAUGCUGUCACUCCAAAUCCAAGAAUUAAUAUAGAUUCUUUACCUGCUCUGAAUUGGCCUUGGAUGUAAACUGAAGUCUUGCUAAAUUAUAAUCAAUGACUGGAUAUCGUGUAUGGUACUAGUCUCUAACUACAAAAACUUUAUUUUUAACAUAGGUUACCUGAGUGAGUGUACUUGAUUAAACAAAUAGCCUGUUUAAGGUUAACGUUUAAUUAUGAAGAAGGAAUGGGCCACUGCAGGUAUCUUUUCCCCUCUAGUGCAGAAUAUAUAUGUAACUGGAGAUUAGAAAACCAGGCUUAUGACUUCUUUUUUAUUUAACAUGAAAAGCAUUUGUUUCGAUAGUGAAACAAUACUCGUUUUUGCAGGUAGCUCCAGUUUUUAACCAGCCCCAAAUACCAUUCAAUUAAAAGAAUUUCAGUGCAGUGACUGUGAUCCUACUUCUACCUUGUAGAAGGUGAAUGGUUUGCUUUGGGACAAUCAGGUAUCAGUCUGGCAGGCAGACAACCAACCAUGUCCCAGUCGCUGUCUAUGCAGAAAGUUUGUAGAUAAAGGAUUGGAAGACCUGUACUAGUUACUGUAGGGAUUGUUGUUUUUGUCCUUGAGACUUCUAAAAAUAAACCUGAAGAGGCUUCAGAGAAAGUUUAUAUUGGGCAUCAUCACACUUGCAUGGCCUUGGUCCCACUACCAGCUAACUGAGGAGACUGCUGGAACACCACAGGCCAGGAAGCUCAGCUAUUAGUUUGCAGAACUCAGUUAUGUAUUUCAAACAGCUCUCAGCCUGAAAUAGCGUCCCAUACAACUCAAACGCUUUAGCUUCUCAUUUGCCCCUAGCAUUCCAGCACUACAGCAAACCUUCUGAGGAAGAUCCAGUCGUCUGCUCUAUUUGAUCUGUUUUGAUGCUCUGUUCUUUGCCUUUUUGAAUUGUAAUGCAGAGGGUGCUGACAGCUGUGUAAAAUCAUUCCAUAGCCCUGAACAUCUGCAAGGGAGAGUAUGGUUCAUCGUGUGGGGAAUACAGAGAAAAAGAUCGUGUUGGGAGUUCUUGUACCAUAGCAAAGAAAAAAGCAGCUCCUAGCUCAAGAGUAGGAACUGUAGAGCUGAAGGAUGCUUUGCUUUUCUGCAGAGAAAAUGUCAGUUGUAUUUUCUUUUAUCCCAACUAUCUGUUGCAUCAGAAAUGCUCUCACUGCCUUGGGGUUAAACUUCUUUGUAUAAAAAUGCUGUAUUACUCACUGUGCCUUAACUUAAUCCUUCCCGUCAGUUUUUUUGCAAACUGUAUGAAAGUGAUUACUUUCAUAAUGGUUUAAUUUUUCUGUAAAUGUAUUAAUUCAUUAUUUUAUAUUUAAUAUGAUUUUUGAACUGAAAA